AUGCCUCAUGUUCAAAUUGAUAAAUGGAACAUAUGGUACGAUGAAUAUGGAUCAGGUAGCCUACCAGUGCUACUAAUACCAGGUGCCAUAGGAACAGCUAAAAGUGAUUAUUAUGAACAACUUGAUGGCGAUGAUAUACUCGAUGAGGAUAAGUUUACUAUCAUUGCUGUGGACCCACCAGGUUGUGGUAGAUCACGACCACCGGUCCGAAAAUAUGGCAGUAAUCUCUAUGAUAUCGAUGCCCAAUGUCUUUAUCAAUUGAUGACUCAUUUGGGUUACGAAAGUUUUGCAGUAAUCGGUUGGUCAGAUGGAGCGACAGCCGCUCUAUGGAUGGCCUGUAAAUAUCCGAAAGCCAUCACCAAAAUGGUAAUCAGUAGUGUCGUUGCCUAUCCCGACACCAAAGUGUUAAGUGCAUUGAAAGCUAUGGGCUCUGUUGACAAAUGGCCCAAACAGCGACUGGACAACUAUUUACGCUCGUAUACCAGUAAAGAGGAAUUACAAAAAUUGUGGGACAAGUAUCUCAUGUUUUAUGAACACAUCAAAACAUACUUUGCAAGUGAUACUAAUGAAUCUGUUUAUAAAUUCAUCAAUUUUCCAGUGCUUAUACUUCGUGGAGAUAAGGAUAACAUUACUUCAAUGUCUCAUUCGGAGUAUGUGCUAAACCGUAUCAAAUCGGCAGUUAUGUAUCGGUUGCCAAACGGUGGACACGAUUUACAUCAACGAUAUUCACCGAUGUUUAAGACAACAGUAGAAGAUUUUUUGGUAAACAAUGUAUUGCCAAAAGGUUGUCAACAAGAUAUGGUUCCCAUAACCUGUGAUUUUGAUUGUAUAACCAGUGGUAAUGCUGGAUAA
Messenger RNA from Oppia nitens, 852 nucleotides. RefSeq names its product valacyclovir hydrolase-like. The transcript is spliced from 4 exons. Bases 1 to 852 code for a protein of 283 amino acids. Lineage: Eukaryota; Metazoa; Arthropoda; Arachnida; Sarcoptiformes; Oppiidae. The record is from RefSeq and is a predicted model, not a curated record.